Messenger RNA from Durusdinium trenchii, 1320 nucleotides. The record is from the annotation of a GenBank genome assembly. Lineage: Eukaryota; Dinophyceae; Suessiales; Symbiodiniaceae.
AUGACGCCAUGGUCGCGUGCACCGCACUUACACGGACGGCGCCGCGCGUGCACCUCACGGCGCCAGCUCGGAGCUCGUGGCUUCACGGUGAUGUCGGUGCCGCGUGAAGGUGAUGUGGCGGAAGCACAGAACCUCGUGGCCAGCAUUCGCGAUGGAAGCUUCGCACGAGCUCAGGUGACCGAAGAGGUGAAGAACCUCCGGAGAAGCGCCAGCAGCUUGCAGGAGCUGACGGCGGUGGCCAAGCGCUCGGGCGACCUCGGGCUUUGGCAGCAAGGGCUGAAAGUCCUGGAGGAGGCCCAAGAGCUGCAGUUGACUCCUGACAUGAUUCUCUACAGUGCCAUCAUGAGCGGUUGUGAGAAGAGCCACCAAUGGCAGCAAGUCUUGGCGCUUUGGACCACUGCGACCGCAGCCUUGGCGCCCAACAGCGCUGCGGUCACGGUGGCCUUGAGCGCUUUGGGCCGUGGCUCACGUUGGCAGGAGGCCAUUGAGCUGGGCCAAUCACAGCAGCCCAACGUGUUCAUCCAGAAUGCCAUCAUCAGCGCAUGUGAGCGAGGUCAGCAGUGGGAGCAGGCAUUAGGCAUCCUGGAAAGCAUGAGAGAGACAGACAUCGUCUCUUUCAAUGCCGCCAUGAACGCCUGUGAGAAGGCUCACCAAUGGCAAGCAGCACUGCAGAUCUUCCAAUCGAUCAGUCUGCCCCCCACGGAGAUCACCAUGAAUACCCUCAUGAGUGCGUGCAACCGAGGCUCCCAGUGGGCUGCUGCGCUGCAGCUCCUUGGAGAGAUGACGGUGCGACAGUUGGUGCCGACGUUGGUCUCGCAGACCUUGGCGAUGGCAGCUGGUUUGAAAGGCAGCUCUUGGGCGGCCGCACUGCAAGUGUACGACCAGCUGCCAUCAUCAGCGCGGGAGCGCCCAGCGGUGCGGACGAUGGCGAUGCAAGCCUUGGGUGAGGCAACAGCGUGGCCCGAAGCCCUGAAACUCCUGCAGCUGCAGCACCGGCAGACCGAUCAACUGUGCCUCAAUGCAGCGAUGAGGGCGCUGGAGCUCAGCGGCGAGUGGUGUCAAGCCCUUCAGCUGCUGGAGGAGAUGGUUUCGCUGAAGCGAUUUCAGGAGGUCGUGCCGCUGACCAUGGCCAUGGGCGCGUGCAAGCGCGCCAGGGAAUGGGCGGCGGCCCUUUGGGUGCUGCAGGACUUGAUGCCAGCGCUACAGAUCGAGCCCACGGUGGCCUCAAUGAGCACCGGUCUCUCAGCUCUUUUGCAGGCUGGUCGAGGUAGCCACGCUUGGGACCUUCUGCAGGCGCCGUGGUCGACAUCGGAAGGGUAA